Metarhizium album ARSEF 1941 is the source of this 1203-nucleotide messenger RNA. RefSeq names its product Sodium/calcium exchanger membrane region. Gene Ontology annotation, molecular function: calcium:proton antiporter activity. Gene Ontology annotation, biological process: intracellular calcium ion homeostasis; calcium ion transmembrane transport. The coding region runs from base 1 to 1203 and encodes 400 amino acids. The record is from RefSeq and is a predicted model, not a curated record. NCBI's taxonomy places the organism in Eukaryota, Fungi, Ascomycota, Sordariomycetes, Hypocreales, Clavicipitaceae. Gene Ontology annotation, cellular component: fungal-type vacuole membrane. The transcript has 2 exons.
AUGAGCACACAUGCACUGAUAAACCGGCUCUUCCACGUCCACCUGGUGCUCGUGUUCGUGCCGCUGGGCUUCGUGGCACACUGGGCAUCAUGGCCAGACACCAUCGUGACGCUGUGCAAUGUCGCCGCCAUCAUUCCGCUGUCGGCCCGUCUGUCUGCUGCCUCCGACACCAUUGGCAAUAGAUGGGGGGACUUGGUAGGCGGACUGAUAAACGCAACCUUUGGGAACACCGUCGAGCUCAUCGUGGGAUUCCUCGCCAUCCUCCGACAUGAGCCCCGACUAGCACAGUCCAUGAUGAUCGGCAGCAUCCUCUCCGAUAUCCUCUUGGUUCGUCAGUUACCCCGUCCUCCCCGUGCUUCAGAAGGCUCUCUAAUGCCACCACAGGUCCAAGGGUGCUGCUUCAUCACAGCCGCCCGUGGCACCGGCGUAUUGAACGUCAACUCGGCCAUUGCAGACACAUUGUCCACCCUCAUGAUCAUCACCACCGUCGCCCUCGUCCUCCCGGCAGCAUUGUAUUCGACCUUUGCUUCAAAGUCGGGCAGCGAGAGAGAGCUCCGCCGAAUGGUCCUCAACUUCAGUCGCGCCACGGCUGUUGUGCUUCUCUGCGUCUACGCCGCCUACCUGUACUUUCAACUCAAGACACACUCGUCCAUUUUUGUAGGCGCUGACGACGAGCAUGACGAGAACCUACACCAUGAUCAAGGUGCCUCGCCUCCAUCUCCGUUGCCCCAACGUCAAGUCGCCUCCGACGAGGUUUCGCAUACGGACAGGCCCUCCAUGUCUGAUAUUGCUGUCGCCGCGCUUACCUUGGUCAUAUCUGGGCUUCUCAUUGCCAAAUGCACGGCAAAUUUUAUGGAUUCUUUACACGGCACCGCCCAGGCGCUGAAUAUUUCCAAAACCUUCAUCGCCAUCAUAAUCAUGCCACUGGCCAGCAAUGCGUCAGAAUUGGCACAAGUGGUGGCUGCCUCGAAGAACCAGAAGAUUGACUUCGCCAUUGGCGUCAUCAUUGGCAGCAUCCUGCAGAUAUCACUGCUUGUAUUGCCACUGCUGGUGGUCGUGGGAUGGGCACUGCGUCUGCACAUGGAUCUUUACUUCGAGCCGUCCCAAACCUACAUUCUUCUUUUGGCAGUCAUCACGGUCAACCAAGUACUCCAAGACAAGCACUAUACCUUCUUGCACGGAGCUCUACUUAUAUCAGUGUAG